CGGAGCGGAGGCAGCAGCAACAGCGGCAGCGCAGUUACAGUUGUUGGCAACAACAAAUACAUACAAAUGCACACUCGCACAUCGAAACCCGUAUCCAGAAGAGGUCCUUUCUAGAGUCGGGAAAAGUAAAAAGUGGACUCCCUGGAGCAUCGAGAAGCGGAGCGUGCAAUGUGGUCACUGGUGACUUCCCACUGACUCGCAGUAUCCAGGGAAACUGCAUUUCGUCGGCCCACUCGGGCAGCAACACACACACACACACACCCGCUUUCGGCCAGGAUUCAUGGCUCUACGCGAGAUUAGGCAACGCCAACCGGGACACUAAAAAACCGCCAUGGCACUGGUGCACACUUUCUUGGGCACAUGGGAGAUUGUCUGCUGCACCUUCGAGGGAAAGCGGGAGCUCUCCGGCCUGGAGGGCAUCAAGUUCCGCUUGGACGACACCAGCGACAUUACCUGGUACAAUGACCUGGUCAGUCCGCUGCCCGAGGGCAAGGACUGCGGCACCUACUGCGAGUCGGCCAGUGUGCUCUUCAGCUGCGAGACGUUCGACGUCCACGAGAUCAACCCGCGUCUUGUCUUUGGAGCCUUCGCCGGCCACAGCAUUGAGUUCAGCACCAACACCUUGACGCCGACCGACACGCUGGUGCUCAGCUGCGAGAACUGGUAUGCCGUCGAGUGCAAGCGGCUGCAGGAUGGCCAGGCUGCUGGCCAGGAGAAGCAGCUGAGCUUCGGCGAGGCCCUGCAGGAGUCCUACUUCAGCGACGUGGUGGUGAAGAGCUCCGGCGGCAUGGAGUACGCCCUGCACGCCUCCAUACUGCGGCUCAAUGGCUUCGAUUGCAGCAUGUGUGUCAAUAGUGCCCCUUCUUCGGCUUCCGCUCGACCGGCCAGGACCUGCCACAGCGGCCCCAACACGCCGAAUCCCAUCAGGAUUUCCGUGGCGCCGGCCAAUGACGACGGGCAUGACAAGUCCCUGCCGCGCCUGAAUCUUUCGCCCAUCUACCUGCAGCCGCCCUGUGACUUCCAGACCAUGCCGUCGUCCGGACUGGGCGCCCAGCGAGUGCAUCAGUUCAGCAGCAGCUUCAACUGCCUGAGCAAUGGCAAUGCAGGGGACGCGGCGUCCGUGGUCAGGACCACGGGUCUGCUGAGCCUCGAGUGCGGCGGCGGCGGCGGCGGUGGUGGCAUGUACCGUCUGCCGCCCACCUCACAUUCGGACUCGCACCUGGAAACGUCGCAGUCGCACUGCAAGAACAUCUUCAACUUCUGCCAGGACCUGAUUCUGCAGCCCACGCCCACGCCCCUGCCACCAACCGCCGGGCUGGCCAUCUGCAGCAUUCGGAGGCCACCGCUGUCGCCCUACCGGGCACGCAGCCCCUCGCCAUUCCCCAGCUCCAUGGACACGCCGCCGUCGUCGCCGCUGACUCCCGUGGGCGUUCUGUGUAACCUGCCCACCUUCCUGCUCGGCCCCAUCCUCCACUGGCUGUACACGGAGUCCCUGCUCCCGGAUCUGGACGAGGAUGUGUGCGAGAAGCUAAUAAGCUUCGCGGAGUCGCAGCCGUCGCUCACCAAGCUGGUGGAGCCGACGCGCAAGUACCUGCGACUGAUACGGCUCAAAAAAUUUGUGGUCAACGUUACGAUGGAUCUGCACGGCAUUCUCAACCGGGUCAUACAGUGCAUUAACCCCGGUAACAUCACCCGCGAUCCGGCGCAGCUCUAUGCGACGUUUCAGGACGCCUUGCGCGAAUGUGCCAUAGGUUGCGCCAAAGUACUUCAGUUCUGUAAUAUCUUCAUCACGGACGCCACUCACAUGACCCGAUAUCAGAAGAACGAGAUCGUCAAGUAUGUCCGAACCCGCAUCCCAAUUUUUAUGUCGCAGGUUCAACAGCUGCUGCAGAACGUACUCGGAGUCUUUGUCGGCCUGAGCGUCGACGAAAAGGCCGAGUUGGUGAAUUAUCUUGUACCUGAAAUCGAAUCAAUCUUAUUUGUAUUGACCGCUGUGAUAGAGGAAAUAAAAAACUCGCUGGAAAUCAUGUGUAAGGACCUCAAAUGUUCCCACUUGGAUCUCCCACUACAACAACAGCAGGCAGACGAUGCUAUUGUCAUGCAAUUGCAGAUUGCGGACGGGGCCGAACCCUCGCCACGUCCUCGUCGCGGUGCUCCCGUAGGUCUUACGCUUUACGACAAUCUCCCGGACAAGCAGCGCCUGAGCUCCGCGGAGAAUGACCUGAAGUUCGUGCUCUACAUGUACGAGGUUCGGAAAAUGCGCGACAUAUAUGGCCGGAUCGUGGCGGCCCUGGAAAUAAUCAAGGACAAAAAGAGUACUUUCUGCGAAAUGGAUUUUCUGAGCAAAAGCAGCACCAUCAACCAGAACCUCGAGCAACUGAUCAUGGACAUUCCCGCAUACAUCUUCAUAGUGGAGAACCUGUCGGAUCGACUAGACGACAAGCUGGGUUGGAAGGAGUUCAAGUUCUGUUUCAAGCUGGCCACCAGUCAGAUAAACGGCGUCAUUGCCAAGUUACUCGACCACAAGGAUGCCCUGAGAGACGCCAUUAGUCAGAUCUGUUUGCUGGUGCGAAAACAGGAGUUCACACAGUCCGUGAUUGAGCUGGGACUAUUGGACAGCAGCAGUCGGCUAACUAACAACAUCAAAAUGGCUGACCAUGAGAACAACCUCAACCAGGGGCUGAGCGACAAGGAACCGAUCUACCUGGAUCGGAAACAAUAUUAUGAUUACAAUAGCAUUAAGUUAAACCUCAUUCGACAUCUCUGUGAGCCACCCAUUGCCGCCAGCAGCAAUCUCUCGAAGAACGCCCUGCGUCUGCUGCACUCGACCCAACUGGCCGACAUGGAGUUCGAGGUCCACACCUAUGCGACGACCCCAAGUGCCGGCAAGGCAGAGGCCGGAACUGAAGCUGCCGAGCCUGCGACGAAGGCCCUCCAGGUGCACAGCUUCAAGGCCCACCGGGUGAUCGUUGCGGCUCGCUGUGAGUGGUUCAAGAAGGCCCUGAUGUCGGGCAUGCAGGAGUCCAUCAACCGAAAGGUCAUAAUCACGGACACCUCCCCCGUGAUAUUCCGGCGCCUGCUGCUUUACCUCUACGGUGCUCCUAUCGAUCGUACAGUUGGCGCGGAGCAGGUGUGCGAACUAAUGCUCUUGGCAGACCGGUACUCCAUAGAUGAUCUCAAGGAACUGUGCGAAAACACCCUGUACUCUUUAAUUGACGAGGACUCCGUGGUCUGCCUUCUUGGCAUUGCGGAUCGCUAUAUGGCUACUGCUUUGAAGUCGAAAUGCCUUUCCUUUCUUUCGCAACAUGCGCAACUGACCAAGUGUGAGAUAUUCAAGGAAUUGCCACAGACCCUUCAGCUAGAGGUUAUGGAUUUGAUUCAUUGGUUUGGACGAGUAUCGGAGCCGUGGAACGAUCGCGGGUUCAAGCCGCGCAGCAGCUCGCGGCACAGCCUGAAGAGUCCUUCGAAGCCGCGCUCGCGAUCCCGCAAGUCCUCGCCCUCCUAUAUGUGACGCCGACAAAGCGCCAUUGAACACACGAAUGCCAACUUCUUGUGAUAAUUUUAGAAGACUUCGCAAUCCAGACGGAUAACAUAGUCAGUAAGGAGGGGAGAGCAUGGUAUUUGGGGACGAUGACAGCCAUGAGUUUAGACUUUACAGGGUGAGGAGAUUGCUAGAAUCGGCUACAGGAAUGAUCGGGACUCAGACCCUCGUCUCUGCUUUGGUAGGAUGUCACCGAAGCAGAGGGACUAACCCUUAAUAUCAAGCCAAAGAUCAAAAGGCAAACAUGACCUGAUUUUAAUGAGUUUUACUUAGUUUACUAGUAGAUACAUAGAUAGGAAUUUGGCGUAUAACUUACAUUCGCACUUCUCUUUAAACAAUUUAUUUUUGUACAAAAGCUGUAUCCACAAGUGUACUCCUUUAGGCCCGGGAAACUGGAAAAUUUUGGUAGAAACACUGUCCGAUAACAACAAUUGAAACAGCGAAAGAUAGAAUUGAUUUCGGACAAGGAUCGGUAAAACACAUACGUUUUGUAAAUACACAAAUGACUAAUGUAGAGAGAAUUUUCGAAACCACUUCUUUAUUUGGAUACCUUUUGUUUUGUGGUCCACUUGUAAGGUAGGUUAGUUGUAUUCCUCUUUUCUGACGGGUAGCUAGAAAUUAGUCCUUUGGGUAGGCCAAAGUGCAUAAAUGUUUUUUAUUUGGCAAAAGGAAUAUUGACAAAAUGCAUAAUACAAACAUUUUCGGUCCACCGGAAAUUUAGUGCUACACUAUUGUAAACUGACUAGUGUAUUUUGACAUAUAGACACAUAUUAAAUUUAACAUUAGAUUAUUAUCCGCGAGACGAAUCCGCAAAUAGAGUUAUGGUAAAGGGGCGGAAUUUAAGUUACGAACGCAACGUAUUUUUUCAUUCGAUUUGAAAGCGUAUCAAAUUAACAAAAUAUAUGUACAAAUAUUAUGUGUAAAUUAUAUAAUUGUACUUAUUCAAUACAUUUCUUGUUGUCUUUUUAAAACAUAUCACAAACUAACUCUUUUUAUUAGAUACCGAUUAUAAAAUGCACGUAUGUAAGUAACGGAAGUAAAAAACAAAGUUCUUUGAAAAGUUGUUUGCUUCGAUAUUAGUGGAGCAACAUAUCUCCUGUUGUUUCAUAAAAGUUGAUUCAAAGCUGGUUGGUAAUUAUGGAGGAUAUAAGAAGAAACUCUUCAGUUGAGUGACUUGACUAUCAGAUACCCGUUACUCUGUUAUCCAAUUUUUAAAAUAAAAUUCCAAACCAUCUAUUGGAGCGCCGGUAGGAUUGAAAAAUGUGGGCGCCAGGCAGAUUUUGACCAUUUCCAUUAAAAUGUUAAUUCUAGCAAUAAAACUGGACGCCAAAGACCUCUUCUAUUUGUUAGCGUGGUUCUCGGAUAAAACAAAUUUGUGAUGCGCUGAAAUCUCGGCAGCAUUUCUAAUCUUACUUAACAGCUUUUUAAGUUUUUGAAAUCUCUGCGUUUAUACGG
Molecule: messenger RNA, 4996 nt
Organism: Drosophila suzukii
Lineage: Eukaryota; Metazoa; Arthropoda; Insecta; Diptera; Drosophilidae
Biological process (GO): regulation of proteolysis; proteasome-mediated ubiquitin-dependent protein catabolic process
Cellular component (GO): cytoplasm
Molecular function (GO): ubiquitin protein ligase binding
Source: RefSeq, a predicted model, not a curated record